Molecule: messenger RNA, 1195 nt
Organism: Meloidogyne enterolobii
Lineage: Eukaryota; Metazoa; Nematoda; Chromadorea; Rhabditida; Meloidogynidae
Source: the annotation of a GenBank genome assembly
UUAUAGUUAUGUGGAGCAGUGUAUUAAAAGAGAGAUUGAUUGUUUAUUAUAUAGACAACAACUGGUUGGUGUUAGACAAAAUUAAUGUUUUGUGUGUGAAAAGGGGAUUUUUAGCGGACUCCAAAAAAUAAUAACGGACGUGACUUGCUCAAAUUAAAUAUUAUUCCAUUUUGUGACUGAAAUUUAUAUUUUUUGGGUGUUAAAAAUUAGUACCGUAUUUAUUCUAAUACAAUGACAUGUCGUUUUAAUUUUCAACCCUCUUCUAGGGUGUCGUUUUAUUAGAGACUGUCGUUAUAAAAGAGAGUCUUUAUAUUAGAAUAAUUACGGUAUAUCAGCUUAUUUUUAGUUUCAGUAAGGGAGUGAUGAUUUUAGAGGGGGAUUUUACUGGGAAAAAGCUUUGGAGAGUUUUGCGGAUAGAUAUUUGCGGACAAACAAGUUUCGGGUGUUUUGGAUACAUAAAUGUUAGCCUAUUGAUUAUUGGAAUAUUUGUCUUUAAUUUACAUAUUUUUAAAAAUUUUUUAAAGUAUUUUUGGAAAAUUUUAUAAAAUAUAAUGUAAAAAAGUCCGAAAAAAAAAAUCCGCAAAUAAAAAAUCCGCAAAAAAAUAAAAAGUCCGCAAAUGUGUAAUCUGUAGUUAUUAUCAAACUCUUAUUAAAAAGAUAAUUGUUUUGCUGAAAAUAUAAAAAAAUAAUUUAAAUAUUCGCUUUGUAUAUCCAAAGUAAUUAAAACCUUUGGAUUUGCUAAAAAUAGCUCUUUUUUGCACAUUUGUAGAUUAAAGAAUAAAAGUCUGUCACACCCCCUGUCACACCAUUUUUAGUUAAAAAACAUUCGGUGUUUGGAUUUUGAGUUUUGAGCUCUUGAGAGAUUUUUGCAAUAUUUUCUAUUUACUUUUUAUUAAUUUGUUACUCUAUACAUAUAUUUACUGUUUACUUCAAAUGGUAUUUUUUUCUUUUGAGCUAUUUUUGUUUUUUCAAUAGAAAUAAAAUUUCUUUUUUUCUCGUUUAGAACAGGGCACAGUGCUUGCGGAUAGCGGAUUACGUAUUGCGGAUUGCGGAAAUUAUUUUCCAAUUGCGCCCAGCCCUGGAUUAGAAGCCCUAGUUGACUUGCGGAUUUUUUUGACUUGCGGAUUGCAUUUGCGGAUUUUAAAAUUAAAAUUGCGGAUUGGGUUGCGGAAAUUUUUUUUCCCAAUUGCGCGUA